CAUAUUUUCAAGUCUUUUCAGCCUUUAUCGGAGCCGUUUCGUUAUAUAUGUAGUUAAAAAUCACUCCGCAAAUCGAAUAAUUCAAUAGUCGACGUAGCUGCUCCGGCAGUGAAUUCUAGCAGCGGGUUUGGAAACUUAGUGUGAUUCGUGGCCAGAAAUGUUGUUUUAAAACACAACUUUACGUAUAUUUAUUUCCCUUGGCAUUAUUUUAAAAAAAUGUACUUUUAAUUUCGGGGUCUGAGGCCCGAGAUUCGUAUUAUAAGUGUAUUUGUAUCAUGAAAACACGUAAAUUCUCUCGUUACUGACCUUAUAUGUUACAUAUCGCUGACGAGUAAUUGAAAGACUCGUCCACAUUGCGGUCUGCCAUGUCCACAUUGCUUGGUCCAAACCCCGUGGACUGCUACAGUUUCAAUAAUGCAAUCACAGAGCAGUAAGUCGGUCAACACACUCGUUUUUUAGCCUUGUUUUUUGGGCUCCUACGACAUUGGCUUCAGGCACGAUUUAACACGCGAUGUCAAAAGGAAGAACACUAUUUCUGUAAAAAUUUACAACAAUUUUUGGAUAAUAGUUCACAAGGAUUAGUUAAAAAAAAUUUUUACUUCGAAAGGGGCAGUUGGAUAUUUUAUCAGCCCCCUCUCCAGAAUUUUUAAACGUUCAUGGGCUGGCGUGUACCAGACGUUGAGAGUUGGCGAUAGUGUAGCGGUAUCCUGCCAGGCGAUUCCAAUACAGCGAGGUGGGACGACGUGAAUGAGUGGUAUAGCGGAAUGCACUGGUUUUAUUAGAGCACCACGAUGAUACCCCCUAGCACAAGACAGCUUGCGCCAAUUUUUCCUUCCUAAGGAAAAUAAAUGCGUAGAAAUGAACCCGAAUUAUUAUUGUCCUAGUGAGACAAGAAAUGUUUGAAGAAUUCAACCACUACGCCAAUUUAAACGUAAGUCUGCGACCAAAACUUCCUCAAUGGAGGAUUUUUUUUCCUGGAUAUUAUUUCGAGCACUAGUCAAGGGUAGGGGGAAUUAUAAAUGCGAUUCUUUCUGGUGCUUCUAGCGCGGUAUACCUGAACUCGCGCGCAGUCUUCUCGUCGUGCGGUAAACAUAACAUUACACGACGGAGAAAUGAAGAGAAAGAUGCAAUGCAAGGCCUUUGUGUGCUUUCAAGUAUCUGUUCCAGGCGUUUCAUGCCUAAGAAUAACUGUGAAUACGCGUGCUUUAGCCAUUUGAACUCUCAUUAAAAAAAUACAGUUUCAAAAGAAAGACGGAAGAAAAUACAGAAUCAGAACAGCCCAACCGCUCUCGGCGUGUUGUCACAAGACUUUUCGUAAACGGACACCACUCGUAUGUCUUGAGCGGUUUUCAAAAUCGCAGCGGGGGGGUUUCUUCUGAAAGCUGUGCGCACCGUGUGCGGGGGGCAGGUAUAGGGUUGAGGCCUUCAUCAGUCAUAAAUAGUCGGGAGUUCGAAGAAUAUCACGUAGCUUCCUCCGGCGUCAAUCUCCCGAAAUUACGAUAUUUUUCUUUGUUUGUGUGUGUUAAUUAAUUUUUUUUUAUGACAAAAUGAGUGUUCGUAAUCGGCCCGCUGGAACCUUUUCACCCGCGGGUGUGGAAAUCCAACACUUGCGUGUCUCCCAUUCGCGAGGAAACACGUCUGUCCACUUCCAGAGUAGUUCUUUUCUUUUUGAAUCCAGAUUCGUGUUCGUCUCUAACAGGACUUUGCCGUUCCCCCCCUUCUCAUACACACACACACGAGGAUGAACGGGGCCUCGACCGAGGGGAUAAGUAGCGGUCGCCGCGGGUCGCCCGCGGCCACUCGCCGUCCCGUCGUCGCCGGACCAACUGAACUGCAGCUGUCCACGGGGAUGCUGCGCGCCUCGCUGCUGCUGCUGCUGCUGCUGCUGGCCGGAGCGCUGUCUCUGGCCGGGUCCUCGCUCCCGCUAGCUUCCUACAUGAAGCCUUGCUCCAGAAAUGAUCCGAACCUGGACAACUGCACUUUGGAACACGGGAAAUGGGCGAUUCCAUAUCUUUUAAAAGGAGAUCCGAAGUACUCGAGCCCGGUGCUCGACCCCAUGGAGAUCAUAGAGUUGAAGCUAGAAGACGUGGCGAAGGACAACAAGACUACUGGUAUCGACAUAACCAUGCGCCGUCUCAAGAUAUUUGGACUGGACCGCUUCGAGCUGAAAAAAGCACGCUUCGACCUGAAGAAUAAGAAGAUAGACAUAGCGGGCAACUCUCCCCAUGUUGCUCUGGUGUUCGAGUAUGAAAUAGAAGGGAAAAUUUUAAAGAACCCCAUACUGGGAAAUGGAGACGGGAUAAUUAACAUGACUGAUGUGGAUCUCUCGUAUACGAACGACUUUAAGCUGGUGAGGAGAGAAGACGGCUUGGAAUACAUGAGCCCAGGAGACCACAAGUUCGUCUACAAAACCAAGAACAUGAACUGGCAGCUGGACAACUUGUUCAAUGGGGACAAAACCUUAGGUUGGCCAGUUCACCAACAGCUUCCUGAACGCCAACUGGGACGUGCUCAACGAGGAGAUGGGGCCUUACCUGUCGGAGGCGGUCGGUGUGGUGAUCAAGCAGAUAGUCACCACCGUGUUGAAGCUCGUGUCCUACGACAAGAUAUUCCCCGAGAAGGUGUGAGCACCACGUGGACUUAAUGAACAAUACAAUAGUUAAUGAUGUGAGGUUUCAUUUAAACAUCCAAUGCACGAUAUAGAUCCUACUUCAUUGUAGUGUUUUGUGCCAUGACUGUGUGGUAAAGGAACUAUCGUAGCACUAACACGCUGAUGAAGUUUGUUUUAUCUUGUGCAUUGGAGGUUUAAAUCCAACCUCACAUCGUUAACUAAUACAUUGUUGGUCAAAUAAAAAUUGUGGAUGAAUAACAACAGCAAAAUUAAUUAAAUAAUUUUCUUGACCACUACAUUUUUAAUAUAUUCCUUUAUAACAGUUGUCACUAUAAUAUGUAUAGAUAUUUUGAAAAUAUACCAUAUGAAUCAUUGUUUACAAUUGAUAUAAAAUGUAUUUCUUUGUUUUUAUUAAAUUUAUUGUUGAUGUAAGGGUUCCCUCCUAUAAAAGUUUUUAUACCUAAUUGAUUAGUAAUCAUGUACAUUGAAUUUAUAUAAUAGCCAUAGUAAUAAUAACUAAACACAUUUUUUUAUUAUGCUAACUGUGCUUCAGUUCCUACCUGAAUUAUUUAAAGAUGAAAUGGUGUAUGUGUAUUAUUACCUUUAAAUUCAAAUGUCGAUAUUUAUUUUUCGAGGAAGACCUCCAGAUUUAUUUGUAAGAUUUGUGUACCUUAGUAUUAAAAUAAACUAUAUCUUUUGGUAGAUAA
Bacillus rossius redtenbacheri is the source of this 3318-nucleotide messenger RNA. Its product is annotated as circadian clock-controlled protein daywake-like. The record is from RefSeq and is a predicted model, not a curated record. The transcript has 6 exons. NCBI's taxonomy places the organism in Eukaryota, Metazoa, Arthropoda, Insecta, Phasmatodea, Bacillidae. Bases 1742 to 2644 code for a protein of 300 amino acids.